AUGUCGUUCAUGUCUCCUGAUCCCCUGUCGGCCAAUUGGUCCUACGACAGUGCUAUUGACCUCUUCUCCCUCAACACCGUGAUGCCCGAGACCUUUCCCCUGGAUAUCCCCAAUGAUAUGCUGUGGGAUCCAAAGGAUCUCCCCGCCGACUUCUUUGCCCCCCCAUCCGAUAUUAAUGGCUUUGCGGUCUCCAACCACUCGGGUGAAGAGUCACUUUCUGAUCUCGACAGUGACGAUCAAUCCUACUCUCCCACCAACUUCAUGUCCUCCGAACCCAUCACCUCUCCCAUCGGAGUAACCGAUCUCCCCUCUCCAGUGGCUGCUGCUGCCCCCCAACCAAAACGAAAACCCGCCCGAUACUCCUCCAGUCCUGAAAUCCACCCGCAAGAAUCCACUCCCACCACCACCAUCACCACAUCAACAGGAACCUCGCGCAAAAUCUCCCGUAGUCUCUCGGACGACUCUGCGCGUGGCCGCAAUGCCGCCAAGCGGGCGGCCCACAAUAUCAUCGAGAAACGAUACCGGACCAACAUGAACGCCAAGUUUGUCGCCCUGGAGAAGGCGAUGAGCGGCACCAAGAACGGCGGCGUGUCGAAAUCGUCCUCGUCCGCGAGCAGCAGCAAGUCGUCGGCGUCGUUGAAAAAGUCGGAGAUCUUGACCAAUGCGAUCGCCUACAUGCAAGAGCUACAGGAGACGAAUGAGCGGUUACGAAAGGAACUUGCGUCGCUGAACCACAGCAUGGGGCGACGGAUGCCUUUUUAA
This is a messenger RNA of Aspergillus ochraceoroseus IBT 24754, 762 nucleotides long. RefSeq lists its product as uncharacterized. NCBI's taxonomy places the organism in Eukaryota, Fungi, Ascomycota, Eurotiomycetes, Eurotiales, Aspergillaceae. The coding region runs from base 1 to 762 and encodes 253 amino acids. Gene Ontology annotation, molecular function: protein dimerization activity. The transcript has 2 exons. The record is from RefSeq and is a predicted model, not a curated record.